UAUUUUUUAAAUUGGUUUUUCAUAUGGUAUCUACGUGUUGCAUUUAAAAUUAUAAGUUUAGGUUUGGAAGAUUAUCCUUAGUUUUCAGUCUAUUUCUACUAACGUAUCUUUUAAACAAGCAAAGGAGACGGAUCCUUCGUGGGAAGGUUUGAGAGAAAGUUGUACAGGAAAGGAUGGUGUUCCUCAAAGACAUUGUGCCAGCAGCUCAAAACAACAUAAACACGCAGAUCAUAUUGUUGGACAAAGGCAAGCCAACCAGGGAUGGUCAAAAUAAGAUGUGUUUGGCGCUUGUGGCUGACAAGACAGCGGCGGUUCAUUUGCAGCUGUGGGGCGAGGAGUGUGAUGCAUUUGAGGCAGGUGACAUUAUUAGGAUGGAGAAUGGCAUUUUCUCGUACAACAAAAACAAUUUGGUGCUGAGAGCAGGCAAGCGAGGCAAGGUAGAGAAGGUGGGAGAAUUCACCAUGGAAUUUGUGGAGACACCUAAUAUGAGCGAGAUUAAAUGGGUUCCUGAUCCCAACAAUUCCAACAAGUAUGUUCAACACUCUGUCAUUUCCCCUCAUUCACGUAUUUUCCCCCCAACUCCUUAGGUUUCAGGCCUUAUUUUCGUUUUGUUUGUCUUCAUUUUCCCAUGUUGGUCUUGUUUUGAAUGACGACAUAGAAUUCCAUAUAUUUGUGGUGGUUACCCCACACUUCUAAGGCUUGUUCCAGGGUAGUCCAAGACUCCAAGCUCCUCAAUGUAUGACAAACUUAUAAAUAAAUACUAUUU
This is a messenger RNA of Durio zibethinus, 766 nucleotides long. Its product is annotated as Nucleic acid-binding, OB-fold-like protein. The record is from RefSeq and is a predicted model, not a curated record. Gene Ontology annotation, molecular function: DNA binding. Gene Ontology annotation, biological process: mitotic G2/M transition checkpoint; double-strand break repair via homologous recombination; response to ionizing radiation. Gene Ontology annotation, cellular component: SOSS complex. NCBI's taxonomy places the organism in Eukaryota, Viridiplantae, Streptophyta, Magnoliopsida, Malvales, Malvaceae.